UGUGAUUCGUGCCAUGACGUAAUAAAGAGUGUAUAUCAAAAGGUGUUUAGUGUAGCCCAGCAAGCAUUAGUGAAGCAUGUGCCAAGUCAGCUGAGCAGGAUUUUGAAGCAGCCAUGAAGUAUCCCCUGGUCCCAUUAAUCAAUGAUCUAACAUUUCCUGUCCUUUUCUUCUGGUUUUGUUUGCCUUUUGGGAUACUAUUGAUCUUGCUCAUUUUCUGGUUUCAGCAUCUACUUAAAGAAGCCCAAGUACCCAUUACUAAAGAGAUAAAAAUGCCACCUUCUGACAAUCCUGAUGGGAACGUUGACCUGCCGUCUGAAACUGAAUCCAGAGGAGAUGACAGCCAAACCACACCAUACAGAAGAGCUUCAAAAAUUGACACAAGAAUGACACCGCCUGUGAAAAAUUUAGGCCCCAGACCCGCUCAUCUGAGUUCAAAAAUCACAGUCAAGAGAAAAGGCUUAUGUGCUGUUAUUUCAGACAGAUUGGACCAGUGCAUAAAACAGUAUUGCUCUGAGAAUAACUCUGUGUAUAAUACACUGGUGCUGCUGUGCGUUUUGCUGACAUCUCUCCUCUUCAGCCUUCUCUGCCAGUUGGUUGAGGUCUCCAGUCUUGUAAGAAUUCAGCUCCUACCUUCAUCUCUGUUUGUCCGUCCAUUUCGACUCCUUGCCUGGCUGGGCGAAAAGCCUGUGAAAAUCAUGAUCUCUCUGAAGCAAGAAAUAUCUGCUCUGUCAGCUUCCAUCAUGAGGAAGAAAGAAAAAAAUAACAUCUGGAGCUAAUGAUAUGGGCAGGGGAAGUUACAAUACUGCUGCUCCACUAAACAAAGGAAAAAUGGUACAUACAUAAUAAUCACAUUUGUCAGAGGAGUUGUGGAAUGUGUUUCAUUGCAUCAUCUUAGAUGUAUGUAUAUUUUUCUUUUUUAGAAAUGGCUAAAGUUGCAUGGUUUUUAAGAUGUCAGAUUUUCCAUACUCCAAAUGAGUACCGAAACCAAGAUUUCAAAGUGGCUAUCUAGCUCUUAUUUGCAGCCAACCACUUCAAAUGCCAUUGUUCUAUUAAGAAAAAAGAGGUUCCAGUAUGUAUAUAUGUAGCAGACUAAGAAUUAUCUUGGUUACUUCA
Molecule: messenger RNA, 1113 nt
Organism: Pogona vitticeps (central bearded dragon)
Lineage: Eukaryota; Metazoa; Chordata; Lepidosauria; Squamata; Agamidae
Source: RefSeq, a predicted model, not a curated record